GGGCCGGUGAUGAGAUGAAGUCAAAGUACAGCGUAUCCAAUUCGAUGCCGAACGAAGAUGGCCAAACUUCCGGUUCCGAUGACAUUCCGGAUCGUGGUCGCUGGCGAGAUUUGGUCGCCUACUGGAUUCUGGGCCUCUGCAACAAUUACGGCUACGUGGUGAUGCUGACGGCUGCCCACGAUAUUUUGCGGGAUCUCGAUGAUCACGAGACCGGGCGCAGCGUAUCGAUUUCAGGCUUGACGGAUUUCGAUUCGGAAGGGCCCUUCGAAAGAAGACCGUGUAACAAAAUUUCCACUGGAGCAAUAUUACUAGCAGACGUACUUCCGGGUCUCACCAUCAAGCUCAUUGCUUCUUUCUUUCCCCUGUGGAAGCAUGCCCGAGUUUUCCUGGCUGUUCUGCUGGCCGCUGCAGGAUUUUUGCUGGUAGCACUGGCAACCGUUGAUUGGAUGAUAUUUUUGGGAGUGAUGUGUACGUCUUUUUCUUCGGGACUCGGAGAGGCAACGUUUCUGGCGUAUGCCAGCUACUUUCACAGAUACGUCAUCUCUACGUGGUCCUCCGGAACCGGGGGAGCCGGAAUAAUCGGGUCCAUUUCCUAUACCGGUUUGCGAGCACUAAAACUAUCCCCUAAAACAACGGUGCUAACAAUGUUGGUAGUUCCGGCAGUAGAAGCUGCAGCGUUUUGGCUUCUGUUGCGCCAUAAGGACACGAAUUUGCCUUCGAUGAGCAAUCGUGCUGAAAACGAUGAUGGCAACAAAGUGGACCGUGAUUUGAUUCCGGAAAACGAAAGACCCUUGGAAAAUUGGCGUCAAAAGGUUCGCUACAUUCCGUCACUGUUCUUCUACAUGAUACCUCUGUUACUGGUUUACAUUUUCGAAUAUUUCAUCAACCAGGGUUUGUUCGAGUUCAUUUACUUCCCCGGAAUUUGGCUGGAUCACGCGGAGCAAUACCGGGUUUAUCAGGUACUCUACCAGGUCGGGGUGUUCAUAUCCCGUUCCUCGGUCAACAUCGUUCAGUUCAAACACGUGUGGAUUAUGGCAGUGCUGCAGCUGGUGAAUGUGGUCAUCUUUACCUUUGAGGCCAUCCACACCUACAUGCCCACCAUUUGGAUCGUGUUUGUUUUGAUCCUGUGGGAGGGAUUGCUCGGUGGCGGUGGCUACGUGAAUACCUUCUACCGGAUGCAGCAGGAGAUUCCGGUAGCGCGUCGCGAGUACGCCAUGAUGGUCACUUCGGUGUCCGAUUCGCUUGGUGUUGCACUAGCCGGCGUAGUCGCCAUUCCAUCCCACAAUGUUAUUUGCGACUUACCAGUGCCCGAUCGACUGCUUAAUUUUGGUUCCUGAAACAAACUAGGCCAACUUUUCUUAGUUCAAUUUCUACAGCAGAAAAGUAAAACCGUUUGUGUGAAUCGAUGACAAUAAA
This is a messenger RNA of Uranotaenia lowii, 1416 nucleotides long. Its product is annotated as battenin-like. Gene Ontology annotation, cellular component: lysosome; membrane. Bases 15 to 1337 code for a protein of 440 amino acids. The record is from RefSeq and is a predicted model, not a curated record. Gene Ontology annotation, biological process: regulation of intracellular pH; lysosome organization. NCBI's taxonomy places the organism in Eukaryota, Metazoa, Arthropoda, Insecta, Diptera, Culicidae. The transcript has 5 exons.